Thlaspi arvense is the source of this 327-nucleotide messenger RNA. NCBI's taxonomy places the organism in Eukaryota, Viridiplantae, Streptophyta, Magnoliopsida, Brassicales, Brassicaceae. The record is from the annotation of a GenBank genome assembly.
AUGAGAAGAAAAAACAAAAAUGAAGAAAAAGAAGCAGAGGUCUUCUUCCCUGUCGAUGGUGAGUGCUCAGGACGGAUCUCAGCGGUUAAUCCAUCAAAAUCGGAUGGUCUUGAAGUGACCACGUACUUGAGUAAAGAUGCUAUUUCAAGGAGGAUACUUGGAAACUGUAGCGAUUCUGAAAUCCGAGAGUGUCUCCACGAAAGCCACAGAGACGACAUACACGUCUUUGCGACAGAAGAGAACGAGUUCAUCUUUCUGAAGAAUUUUGUUACCGCCACAGACAUCAAUUUAAACGAAGAUCCUAAUUUCACAAGCCAUUUUUACUAA